GUCCAAGUGCCGUGAUCAAUAUAAAGUGUCCGUGCUUGUAUCAUCGCCACCUCCUCCCUUUCCGCCCACACCUCCAUUUCCACCAUGGCCACCAAGCAAAUCAAGCAGCUCUCCAGAGAAGAAGUCGCCAAGCAUAACAAAGAUGGCGAUUUGUGGAUAGUCAUUGACACCAAAGUUUUUGAUGUAUCGCGCUUUAAGGAUAUGCAUCCCGGGGGCGCUGCUGUUCUUUUUGACGCGGAAGUUGCGGGACAAGAUGCCACCGAAGCGUUCUAUGGUCUUCAUCGUCAUGAGGUUUUACAAAAGCCUCAAUAUCAGCGGUUGCAGAUUGGCAUUAUUGAGGGAGAAGAGCCUUCUAUCCAUCCUCGUGCCGUCGGCGAACUUAGCAAGGUGCCAUAUGGAGAGCCAACAUGGCUAACACCUGGUUACUUCAAUCCAUACUUUUCGGAGAACCACAGACAGUUGCAGUCUGCGAUGCGCAGAUUCACAGAUGAAUUUGUGACUCCUGAUGCUGAGAUCCAUGAAGAGGAUGGCAAGCGACCAUCGCAGAGCUUGUUCGAUAAGAUGGCUGAGCUGAAUAUGCACGCUAUGAGAAUGGGACCAGGGAAGCAUUUGAAGGGACUGAAGCUAAUGAACGGUCUCGUGAAACCCGAGGAGUUUGAUUACUUCCAUGAAUUGAUUAUUACUCAAGAGUUAGCACGCUGCAACGCCCGAGGAUUUGGAGAUGGUCUCCUUGGUGGAAAGGUCAUCGGGUUACCUCCUGUGCUCAAUUUCGGAAGCGAGGAGUUGAAGGCAAAGAUCGUUCCGGAGGUAUUCGCUGCCAAAAAAUUCAUCUGUCUCGCGAUAUCAGAAGCUCAGGCCGGCAGCGACGUUAUGGGCUUACAAACUACCGCAGUGAAAACUGAGGACGGAAAGCAUUGGAUCAUCAACGGCACGAAGAAAUGGAUAACGAAUGCGACUUUUGCCGACUAUUUCACUGUUGGCUGUAAAACUGAAGAUGGCCUCACCGUCAUUCUCGUAGAGAGAGGAGAAGGCGUUGAGACUCGCCCAGUGAAGACAAGUUAUUCGAGCUCUGCAGGGACUGGUUUCAUUACUUUCGACAACGUAAAAGUUCCUGUUGGAAACACCCUUGGCGAGGAGGGCGGCGGAAUUUUCGUUAUACUCAGUAACUUUAACCAUGAGCGGUGGGUAAUGUGCUGCUCCUCUGCAAGAAGCCAAAGAAGUAUAGUUGAUGAGUGCCUCCAAUGGACGUCACAGCGCAAAGCGUUCGGCAAACCUCUCCACUCUCAAGCUGUCAUACGUCAUAAAUUGGCCGGCAUGAUAUCGCGAGCGGAGAGUGUACAAAACUGGCUUGAAAACAUUACAUAUCAGAUGUGCAAUAUGUCUUACAAACAACAAGCCAGUAAACUCGCCGGGCAAAUUGCCUUUUUGAAGAGUUAUUCCACUGCUUGCGCUCAGGAAACUGCAAGAGACGCUGUACAGAUUUUCGGCGGUCGUGGAAUUACGAAAACUGGCAUGGGUCGAUUUGUGGAGCAUUAUCAUCGCACGGUGCCAUUUGAUGCGCUUCUCGGUGGUGCUGAAGAUGUAUUAAGUGAUCUUGGUGUAAGGCAGGCGUUACGAGCCAUGCCUCAGGAUGCUCGACUGUAAACAGAACAUUCUUUUACCUAUCUUCACUUGGAUUUCAAUUAUUCUUUGUAUCCGAGUUAAUGUAAGCUGUGAUUCGAUAGAUGUACAAAAUGCAUAGUACAACAGGAAGAAAACGAUAAUACAGACCAAGAC
Messenger RNA from Guyanagaster necrorhizus, 1776 nucleotides. RefSeq names its product peroxisomal acyl-CoA-dehydrogenase. The record is from RefSeq and is a predicted model, not a curated record. NCBI's taxonomy places the organism in Eukaryota, Fungi, Basidiomycota, Agaricomycetes, Agaricales, Physalacriaceae. Gene Ontology annotation, molecular function: flavin adenine dinucleotide binding; acyl-CoA dehydrogenase activity; heme binding. The transcript has 19 exons. Bases 85 to 1644 code for a protein of 519 amino acids. Gene Ontology annotation, cellular component: cytoplasm. Gene Ontology annotation, biological process: fatty acid beta-oxidation using acyl-CoA dehydrogenase.